This is a messenger RNA of Teleopsis dalmanni, 4767 nucleotides long. RefSeq lists its product as uncharacterized. Bases 33 to 4760 code for a protein of 1575 amino acids. The transcript has 6 exons. NCBI's taxonomy places the organism in Eukaryota, Metazoa, Arthropoda, Insecta, Diptera, Diopsidae. The record is from RefSeq and is a predicted model, not a curated record.
UCAGACGUUUUGAGACACAAAUAAAAAAAUAUAUGGCAGACGUAGCAGAGCAAGUUACAGAACACUACAGUAAGCUUCACAUUAAUUUACAAAUGGAACAACAGGCAGUAAUGAAACAAUUCAAUGAAUUCUGGGAAGUUCCACAUGAUGGUCUUGUAAAUAUGAAGAAUAAUUUAAAGAAUUCUAAAACUGCAACAAACUUUAUGCGAACUAACUUGGAAUUUCUGUGUAAAAAUACACCCAGUGAUCGAUCUAUAGAUGGUCUUUUGAAAAAGUAUUCAACUUACUUAGAAACACUACCUUGUAAAGCUCAAAAUAUGAAAUUUGAGAAUAAUCCAAUAACGUUUGAACCUGCGUUCACAAACGCAAUAGAUUUUGGUUCUACUUGUAGUAUUGCUGUUAAAAAACCAACAACAGAAUUUGCAAUGGGUUCACUAUAUUCUUAUAAUUUUGAAAUUUUGGAUUUUGAUAUAAAUUAUCCAACUCAAUCGGAGUUAUCUCUAAGUAGUUUGGAUAAAAUGAAUAUAGUGAAAUCCAGUAAGAUUUUAAAAAAAAAACGCACUCCAGUUAAAGAAAAAAUCCCAAGUUAUACAAUUUUGAAAAAAAAAACAUUUGAUUCAAAUGAAACAAUAGAAAACUUUCAUGAAAUUUUAUCAUUACCCUCAGCUGAUAAUCCAAUGGGUUGUGUAACAUUUAUCAAAUCACCAGCUAUGUUUUACAUUCAACUGAAGGAGCAUAAACCACUUAUACAGCAAAUUUCCAAUGCUUAUAAAUCUCAUUCAGUGGACUUAAGCAUAAAUAAUGAAUUUAAUGAUAUUAAUACUGAUGUUGAGGUGGACAGUGAAAUUGAGACAGCGAUUGAGUUUGAGAUUGAGAUAGAUAAACUUUAUAUAAUACAUUAUACUGAUUCUGAAUACUAUCGGGGUCUUGUAAAAAAUGUUUGCAUAAAUCGUGUGUAUAAUGUUUACUUGGUCGAUUUGGGGUUAACUGUAGAUGUUGAAGUUAAAUCUUUUAGGACCAUCAAACAAGAACAUAUAAAUAUUCCAUAUGUCGCUAUAUGUUGUUCUAUGUAUAACUUAGUACCUAAGCAAGGAACUGAAUGGGAUAAAGAUGCCACAAUGCUUUUUACACAAUUGACAAGUAAUGAAGUUAUUGUUGAACUUAAUAAAAAUCAGUCAAAAAUAACAACUGGAGAGUGGAGUGUUAAUAUUAUUGCACUUUACCAAGAUAAUUCUUAUAGCAUGAGAGAUGUUUUACUCUAUACAGGUUUUGCUAUGGAAGUAUCUGAAAAUGGUACUACCAACCAUUUGGCGUUUGCGCGACAAGAACAUUGUUUUCAAAAGCGCAUGCUACUGAAUAAUCAAUUUGUAGUAUGCCGCAUCUGUUCGAUAGAAAAUCCCCUAGAAUUUUAUGCAAUGCAAGAAGACUUGAUAAAGGAAAAAAAUGACUUAAAUAAAAGUUUAAAUGAACUCUACUCAGAGGAGGAAGUACUGAAAACGGUUUUUGUAGGAUAUAUACAUAUGUGUUGCGCUACGCAAGUUGAUGGAGUUUGGUAUCGUGCCCGUAUUGUGCGCAUAUUCGCAGGGGGUGUAAUAGAUAUAUUCUUAGUAGAUGAAGGCAAAACGAUAACAACAAAAUGGAAUCAGUUAUAUGAAUUGUUGAAAGAAUUUGUUAAAAUAAAAGAAUUUAUAUUUCAAUGUGAACUUCUGGGCGUUAAACCUUCUCAAAAGCAUAAUUAUCAAUGGACCAAUGAGGCAUUAACAGAAUUUAAGCACCUUGUACAAAACCCGCGAGUUGUUAUUUACAUAAACACCAAAAAUAGUUUAAAUGUAUAUAAAGUUAAUUUAAAUGUAACAAAAACGAGUGGCGAUAUAGAUGUUGCUGCUGAAUUAAUAAAAUCAGGGCUUUGCGAUCCUUCAGGAGAAUACUGCGAUAUUACAAAUUCCGGUACGAAAAAACAAUCUGAUAUGAUAAUUAAUUCUGAUAACAAUUUUCGAAUGGAAAUGAUUGAAACUCAAACACAAAUCAAAUACGAUGAACAAAACAAAAAUUCUAUUAUUCGUACACCAAUUGAAAUUGUUGAGAUCAUCAAUCCAUUUGAAUUUUAUGUAUACGUGAAACAAUUGCUUCCAGGUAUAAUAAAUUUUUUAUACAAACUUUCAAGUAUCGACUAUUUUCGACCACAAAAAGAUCUUAUUUGGAAAGAAAAUGAUCAUUGCAUUGUUAAGGCGAAUGUAUAUGUGGAGUGCGUUCAACAGUUAAUAGAUGAACAAUGUGAUCAGAAAGAUUACAAUUUCAUUUAUCAUCGUGGUAUAAUAAUGUUCUGUGAUACAGAACAUAGUAUUUACGAUAUUUUCCUGCGUGAUUACGGAAAGAUCAUAAGAAAUGUUGAAAAGUCAAAUAUUUAUAUUAUUCCAUUAGCUGAUGAUAAUGUUUCAGAUAGUGCUCAACGCUGUCAUUUAGCUGCUAUACAACCCAUUAAUGAAAGGAAAUCCUGGUCAAAAACUGCUAUUGACUUCUUCACAAGAGUUGUUACGAACCCUUCGAAUGAACUUUCAGCGACUUUGUAUGGCACUCCUGAUAAAAGCAAUAACUCAUUACCUAUAAUACUUUGGAUUACAUCGACUGAUAACAAUGACGCUUUAGCUCCUAAUCAGCAAAACCAUGCAAAACUAAAUAGCGCGCUUGUUAAGAUGGGACACGCUUGCUGUUUGAAAUGGGUCGAUUUCAAGGACAAUAUCUUGGGGACUGAAUGGGUGAUAGAUAAAAAAGACAUAAUUGAUGACUCAUUAAGAAAAAUAUUUAAAACAAUAGAAAAGCAAUCAACACCAGAUGAUAACUUUUUGAAUACUUAUGCGUCAGAACAUAAAAGUCCUAAAAGUCUUGAUUCCGAUAAUACAUAUGCGUCCAAUUUAAUUGAUUUAACUCCAACAAAGCCUACAAUGCUAUCACCGUAUUUUUGGCGUCAAAGAAAACUCAUUCAGGAGACAUAUUUUGAAGGAAAUCCUACCUAUAUUGACUACGAUGGAAUAAUAUACAUGCAUAAAUCAAUUGAUAAAACUCAAUUGCAUAGAAUGCGAUUGAAAUUAGAUAAAUAUUUUGCAAGGUAUUCGAAUGAAAUGAGUUUUCUGAUGACCGAUUUUGGGAUAAACCAAGCGUGCAUAGCUAAGUAUAGUGCUGAUAAUCACACAUAUCGUGCCAUUAUUACAGCGAUAAAUCAAAAUGAAUUUAAAGUAUUAUUUAUAGAUUACGGAAAUGAAGAAAUGGUUACAUUAAAAGACAUUUUACCCUUUGCACCAUAUGCAAAUAUACAGGCAUAUGCUGACACCUAUAAAUUGAUUGGUAUAGGGCCAAAGAAGGGUACCAAGUAUUCUGAAAGGGUGUUAGAUAUAAUACACAAACAAAUAGUUGGAAAAUCGGUCAUGGUGAGAGUUUCGCCAUCUGCAUUAACAAACAAAGGGAGGGACUACACAUGGUGCAGUAUAUGUGAUCAAGCAACAGAUUUAGCAUCAAUGCUCCUUAUUAACCGUUUGGUAGUUUUAGUGAAGGAAGAAAAUGAACCUUCAAAUAAGAUGGACACAGAAAUAUUACCAUUGAUGAGUGAUGAUCACAAUGAUGAUGAUGAUGACUGUUUAGUGAGAUGUUUAAGGGACAUCGAUGAUGUAUCUCCUAUUAAAGAAAUGAGCGAUCUUGAUGACGAAUACGGUAAUGCCACAUCUGAUUUUCUCAAUCAAAACAAUAAUUUUGACGACUUAGCACAAAAAUUUGCGACUAGCUUAGAUCUUUUAAAUACAAAUCAUGAGGAUGGUGAACCUACAAACGAACUUGAUUGUACAUUUCUAAACAACCCACCACCUCCAAAGAAACCCAUGUUUACAAGAAACGAAUAUAUGAAACUUAAAAGUGAUUUUGAUAGAAAUCAUAUAUUAGACGCUAAAAAUAUUAUAAAAAAAGCUACAAAUGCAGAGAGUACCUUGAUUUCAAAACAUCAUACUGAAGGCUUUUCAAAUAUGUGUAAAGAACAUUUAAGUAUCUCAUCUGAUAAUCUUGCGGAGGAUAAUGCUGAAAACAUGCCAAUAAAUACUACAAUAACAGCAAAUGAUUUAGAGAGAGACAUUUCACCUUUUGAGCGUUUUAGUCCAAGCAAAACGUCAACUGUUCGUACUCAUAGUAUGCUUAAUAUAUUUACAUUCCCAAAAUUGAAAAAAUUUCGUACAUCUUUCAAGUGCACAAUCAUUCAUAUCGUACAACCUGAUAUAUUAUAUGUAGUUCCUACUGCAACCGAAUAUGAGGACUUGUCCUUAGAGUUGGAUAGCCUGAUUAAUGCCAUAGCACCUAAGUUAAAUCCACUCCAAAAUUUUAAUAAUAAUACUCCAUGUUUGGUACAAUAUGCAAAAGAUAAUCGAUGGUAUCGUGCCGCCAUUAAGAACUAUAAUAAAAGAACGAAUAUCGCUACUGUAACUUACGCUGACUAUCUUUCUGUUGAAAAUGUGUCGGUAGAUAAACUAAAAGAAAUUUCGGAUCAAAUAAAAAAUCAUCCAUUACGCUUUUUUAAGGUACAUGUAGUUAAUGUUAAAAAAGCUAGAGCUUACUAUGAUCGGGAUGUAUGCGCAAAACUUUAUUGGAAAUUGAGAACGUAUACAUACAAAGCAAAUGUUAUAAAUAAUGACAUUGAGAAUAAUAUAAUUGACAUUGAACUAUAUGAUCUAAAGAACAACAACAUAUUUGAAAAGGCGCACAUUAAAGAAUUUUUAGAAUAAGAAAUAU